Messenger RNA from Schistosoma spindalis, 2076 nucleotides. Lineage: Eukaryota; Metazoa; Platyhelminthes; Trematoda; Strigeidida; Schistosomatidae. The record is from the annotation of a GenBank genome assembly.
AUGAUUCGGAGGCGUGCUGCGUAUGUUGCAAAAAUAAAAGGUUUCAGUCGUGAAGUGAAAAUUAAAGAGGUCAAACGGUUCUUCAAGCCGAUUAGGAUAAAGGACUUUAGGGUUCUGAAAAAUGGCACCGGCCUAGUGUUUUUUCGGAAUCACCAGGAUUUAAAUAAAGCCCUCAAAAAGAAGGGCGACAUAGGUGGAAGGGCAGUCAAGAUUGAGGAGAACAUUCAAGAAAAGAAUGAAGCGUCUAAUGUACAAGAACCUGAACAACCUAAGUGGUUAGUUAAGAGUGAUGAAGAAACAGUAUCUGCAAUAUUAGAGACUGGCCGGUUAUUUGUCCGUAAUCUGUCUUAUGCCUGCACUGAACAAGACCUUGAAAAGCUAUUUUCUGUUCAUGGAUCUCUAUCAGAUAUUCACUUAGCUUUCGACCAUUGGUCACAAGUGUCUAAGGGGUUUGCGUUCAUCACUUUCCUGUUCCCAUCUGACGCUGUGAAAGCCUACAAAUCACUAGAUAAAACAAAGUUUAUGGACAGGCUAAUUCACAUCCUUCCUGGUCAAGAAAACACAGAACCUAAGGACCCAUUUAGAAAGCCUCUAAACAAUUUUUAUAGAAAUGAGAAUUCUGCUGAUCCGCCAAAGAUGUUUUUAUCAAGCUUUCAAAACGAUCGAUUUCAAGAAUUGAAAAAGAAUUCAAGCGUUGGACAUAAUUGGAAUGCUUUAUUUAUUCGUCCAGAUGCUGUUGCUACAUAUUUAGCUGCAAAAUUCGGUUUGACUAUGGAACAAGUUUUAGAUCCAUCAGGAAAUAAGUCAGUUGCUGUACGAUUGGCACAUGGUGAGACUCAGUUAGUUGCUGAAAUGAAAGAAUUUUUAAAAACUCAUGGUGUACGAUUGGAAGCUUUCGAAAAGCACGAUGAUGAGACUGAGGUAAAAGAAAUAGAUGAUUCCGUUAUUGUUCAUGAAACAUCAGGUCAACGUAAUCGUUUAGAAUCAAAGUCAAGAUCAACUAUUCGUCAAUUAUCGGGAACUGCAUUUUUAAUAAAAAAUCUACCAGCUGGAACAACUGAGUUUGAAGUUCGAGAUUUGCUUAAACAGUAUACAAAAAGCUCUGUAACUGUUGAUGCUAAUAAUCCUUCAAUUCGUUCCGGAUUAAAACGUGUUCUGGUACCCCCUCUAGGCAUUACUGCUAUUGUAGAAUAUGCCCAUUCUCAACAAGCUCGGUUGAUGUACAAAGCACUUGCAUAUGAACCGUUUAGAGACAGUAUUCUGUUUCUACAGUGGUUACCGGAUGGCGCUCUGAAAUCAUCAACUCCUGAUGAUAAUGAAUACGAGAAAAUAAAAUCCGAAGAAGCUUCUACACAUAAGCUGAAAAAGACGAAACAUGAGAAAUCAUCUGUUGAUAAGAUUAAAAAAAUUGAGCAAUCUGACGAUGAAUUUGAACUGAUCACAUCCAUUCCAACUGGUAAACGCAAGUUCAGAGAUGAUCAUGAUGAUGAAGAUACAGUAGCAGUUAUGGAUCACUCAUCUCAUCAUGACAAUGAAAAUAAUUCAUAUCAAAUAUCAAAAUCUCAACGAGUUAAGAAAUAUCUAAAUAAAAAACAGAAGAUCGGACAAAUAGCUAACAAUAAAUCAAGUGAAUCGGAGCUAAUCGACAAAUUUAUGGGACAUAAAAGUAAAAAAGUUAAAUUCACCAACGAUGUUAACGUUGAAUGUGUCAAUCAACCACACUCAAAUAAUGAAAAUAUAAUGAAUAAAUGUGAUACUACUAUUAAUAUUAAUGAACAACCCAAAGAGAAAAUUAAUAUUAAGAAAUCAAUACCAUCAAAACAGUUAAAAAAGAACAAAAUUUUAAUUGUACGUAAUAUUCCUUUUCAAGCUACACAAAAAGAAUUGAUUGAGUUGUUUCAACCUAUUGGUGGUCUUGUCAAUGUUCGAUUACCAAAAAAACCAACUAGCGGACAUCGUGGAUUUGCAUUCGUUGAAUUCGACACAAUGGACAAAGCAAAAAUUGCAUUGGAGACAUUGGGCGUGGCUACGCAUUUAUUAGGUCGUCGUUUACUCAUGGAAUAUGCACAAAUGUAA